Gamsiella multidivaricata is the source of this 426-nucleotide messenger RNA. RefSeq lists its product as uncharacterized. The transcript has a single exon. The record is from RefSeq and is a predicted model, not a curated record. Gene Ontology annotation, molecular function: zinc ion binding; RNA polymerase II cis-regulatory region sequence-specific DNA binding; DNA-binding transcription factor activity, RNA polymerase II-specific. The annotation marks the transcript as partial. Lineage: Eukaryota; Fungi; Mortierellomycota; Mortierellomycetes; Mortierellales; Mortierellaceae. Gene Ontology annotation, biological process: positive regulation of transcription by RNA polymerase II; negative regulation of transcription by RNA polymerase II.
UGCCACAACUGUGGAGCGACCGCAACACCACUUUGGCGCCGGUCCGCCAACAACGAGCCCCUCUGCAAUGCCUGCGGCCUGUACCACAAGCUGCACGCUAUGCACCGCCCCAAGCACCUUCAGCAAUCCAUGGGCCAAGGUCAUGCGGGCCUCAAGGCUAAGUAUGGGGCCCGAGCUCUAAACGGCGUCUCCUCGGACGAUGCCUCGGCCGCCAAUGGUUUGAGCUCUUCGGAUCCGACCUUGGCUGGCUGUUUCUCCUCUUUGUCUCAAGGACCACAGCCAAUGUGCACCAACUGCAAGACGACUCUGACGCCACUCUGGCGAAAGGAUGACCACGGCGACAUCCUGUGCAAUGCCUGCGGACUCUACUAUAAGCUCCAUCACAUCCACCGGCCCAUCUCUCUAAAGCGCAAUGUCAUCCGCCGU